UCGAGGCCGAGACGCUGUAGCAGCUGCUGCUGUAGCUACAGCUGUUACUGCUGCUGCUGCUGUUGCUGCUGCUGCUGUUGCUGCUGCUGCUGUUGCUGCUGCUGCUGUUGCUGCUGCUGCUGUUGCUGCUGCUGCUGUUGCUGCUGCUGCUGUUGCUGCUGCUGCUGUUGCUGCUGCUGCUGUUGCUGCUGCUGCUGCUGCUGCUGCUGCUGCUGUUGCUGCUGCUGCUGCUACUACAGCUGCUGCUGCGUUGCCUGCCGACAGCAGCGACCUGUUGUGAGCAUUGCGAGCCCCGCUGCCGUGAAGUUGCGGGGAAAGUAUCUGAAGUCGCGAAAGCUUCAAAUCUCGAAGAUAUCAAAAUGGACGAGCAGUGCAUGCAUCAGGACGGCUGCGUGAAAGUGGUGUACGACAUGCUGAUGACUGCAAGCAACUGCGGCAGCAAUUGGCCAUCCGACCAAGAAGACAUAUUUCGCCUCCUCGUGCACGGGAGAGAACAUUUUGAAAUAUUAAAGAAAAUCAAGGAAAACCUGGAGCUGAUCCGAACGCUGCCCACGGAUGUCAAUGUGUUGCGCAACCUGCAGCAACAACAAUACGUGACGGAAUUGCGUGGAAGGCCGUUCAACCUCAGCCGACACGGCAGCGAGUGUUCACAGGAAGUCUUGGCCGGCAGCCAGGGACCCUCCAGUGCCGGCGAAGGUUCCUCAUCAGGCGUUGCACAGGAUGUUGUGACGGGUGAAGCGAGUGGAUCCAAUGGUCCCCCACGGCCACCGGACGGAGACAACCCACGGGCCCGGCUUGGAACCCUGCCGGACAGCGGCAAGCCUGGCAACGCUCUUUACAACUUCCUGAAACAAAUCGACUGCUUGGAGUUUUUGGAGAAUUUCACUUCACGUGGAUUGUCGAGUGUCCAACAGCUGAUGGACGUUACUCUACAGGACUUGGAUGAACUGGGAGUCCCAGAAGCCAAAAAGCGACUGCUAUUGAGUGGAAUCGAAGAGCAUGGCGUGUCCACCACGAUCUCCAGCGAGACGACGCUGCAGCGCUCGUCCAGUGAAGAGACAGUCCACCUCAGCUCCGAAGACGACGACGAUGACGGCAUCGACACCAAGGACGGCAUCCGUGCCAAAGUGUUCCCAGCGCUGCGGCCCUCUGGCAGGAAUCUGUCCUCUGUCGGCAAUCGGUAUCGCAAAAGCAGCAUUGCCAAAUACAAUUUGCGAGCGCACGCUCGCCAAGCCGUUGCCCUUCCUCGUGCUGGCAGCUGGGGAGGCAGUAGCAGCCUGGAGGUGCCCAGGAGUAAGAUGCCAAAAUUCCCCUCUCCUCCUAGGUUCCUGGCGUUCUCCCUCGGCGUGUGCGUCUGGCGUCGAAACGCCCGCCUCUCCCACCGCUCUCGCGAGUCCCACGAGUGA
This is a messenger RNA of Lethenteron reissneri (Far Eastern brook lamprey), 1406 nucleotides long. RefSeq lists its product as uncharacterized. Gene Ontology annotation, biological process: apoptotic process; protein tetramerization; regulation of transcription by RNA polymerase II. Gene Ontology annotation, cellular component: nucleus. NCBI's taxonomy places the organism in Eukaryota, Metazoa, Chordata, Hyperoartia, Petromyzontiformes, Petromyzontidae. The record is from RefSeq and is a predicted model, not a curated record. Gene Ontology annotation, molecular function: RNA polymerase II cis-regulatory region sequence-specific DNA binding; protein binding; DNA-binding transcription factor activity, RNA polymerase II-specific.